Messenger RNA from Aspergillus puulaauensis, 621 nucleotides. RefSeq lists its product as uncharacterized. NCBI's taxonomy places the organism in Eukaryota, Fungi, Ascomycota, Eurotiomycetes, Eurotiales, Aspergillaceae. Bases 1 to 621 code for a protein of 206 amino acids. The record is from RefSeq and is a predicted model, not a curated record. The transcript has 2 exons.
AUGAAAUCAAUCCUCCCCCAAUUCCUGUCUCUGUACACCACCGCACUCACUGUUCUUAGCAAGCCCAUUCAGGCGCAGCAACACGUGCUCGGCGAGGACAUUAUGGCCCAACAAGGCAACAAGGUUCCCGGCAAUAACGAUGCCGUCUACGCCGUUGUGCCCGAGGAAGACCAGCUAUUCAAAGUCGAGUUCCUCGAGGUUGCUCCAACGCCAAUUCCUACGGACCGCCUUUUCUUCGUCUACCUGCGCGGUUUUAUCCCCGAGUCUAAAAAGACGGAGCUGGCCCUUGCCGACGGAGGCCUCGCGGGUGCGACCUUUGAAAUAGGUGCCUCGGUCGUCAACGAAGACGGCGGCCACGACGACAAAAAAUCCUAUACGUCUCCGUUGAAGACGACGUCGUUCAACAACAACGCACACAUCGCCAUUCGCGAUGCUCGCGGAAAUCCGGUCAACUACCUGCCUAGCAGCGGUGGUGGUGGCAUUUUAGUAGACUACUGGAUUCCUUCCAUGUUCAUGAAGAGUGGGACGUGGCUCUUUACGGUCGACGCCAGACUCGGAGGUGAAAAUAGUACGUGUCUGUUUGCUAUGUCAUUGACACAGUGGUUAGAAGGCAGGCUUUGA